CACAAGAUCUAACAGAUAGCAUUGCCAAUAAUAUCAUUAAUAUUGCAUUGAGAUUGGAUGAUGACCCACUAGAAGAUGAAAUUCUUAAAAGGGAUUUACAGCCUAUAGUUCAGCGUCAUACAGUUGAGCUCCGAGAACACGGAAUUAAACGUGUCACAAUUGUCUUGUUCCGAAAAGGCCAGUAUCCGGGCUAUUUUACUUUUCGCGAAGCCAAUAAUUUUGCUGAAGAUCAAACAAUUCGACAUAUUGAACCAGCCAUGGCAUAUGAACUUGAACUUUCAAGGUUAUCUAAAUUUGACAUCAAACCUUGCGCUACUGAUAACAGACAAAUUCGCGUGUAUUAUGCAAUAGGCAAAGAAAACACCUCUGAUUGCAGAUUCUUUGUUCGUGCUUUAGUUCGAUCUGGCCGCAUGAGAAAUAGCGUACAUACAGAAUAUCUCCUUUCAGAAUCCGAUCGACUUUUGAACGAAAUUUUAGAUACCCUUGAAAUCGUUAGUUCUAAUCACAAGAAUUCAGACUGUAACCAUUUAUUCAUAAAUUAUAUUCCAACUUUCGUUUUGGAACCACGUCAAAUCGAAGAGGCUGUUAAAAACUUUAUUGACAGGCAUGGAAAAAGGUUAUGGAGAUUACGUGUUACUGGUGCUGAAGCUCGGUUUAAAGUUGAAGAUCCUAUAAAAGGCAAUCAAUAUCCUCUUCGCGUAAUCAUCAAUAACGUUUCUGGUUAUGUUGUUAAAAUAGAGACUUACCAAGAGGUAAAAACUGAGGGCGAUACUACAAUUCUUAAAUCAAUUGGAAAAAUAGGAUCUAUGCACCUUCAACCAACACUUACUCCUUAUUCAACCAAAGAAUGGCUGCAACCAAGACGUUUUAAAGCUCAUCUUAUGGGUACUACAUAUGUUUACGAUUUUCCCGAGUUAUUCCGGCAAGCAGUUCGUACACAAUGGAAUCGAGCUAUUCAUAAUUGUCCUGAAUUGAAAUGCCCAACAGAUAUACUAGAGGCUAAAGAAUUAGUUAUAGAUGAAAAAGGCCAAUUGCAAGAAGUUGAUCGUUCUCCCGGUACCAAUUCAUUUGGUAUGGUAGCAUGGAUGCUUACAUUAUUUACACCAGAAUAUCCAAGAGGCCGUAAAAUUGUUGUAAUUGCAAAUGAUAUUACAUAUCAAAUCGGCUCAUUUGGUCCUGCUGAAGAUCUAUUCUUUGCCAAAGCUACAGAACUUGCAAGAAAGUUGGGAAUCCCAAGAGUGUAUCUUUCAGCUAAUUCUGGAGCCAGGAUUGGGUUGGCAGACGAGAUAAUUAACCAUUUCAAAGUUUCCUGGGUUGACGAAAAUAAUCCUAGUAAAGGAGUGAACUAUCUAUACCUUGAUUCUGAAACUUAUAAGCAAUUGAACCAGAAUAGGCAAAAAUCUGUAAUUGUUGAAGAAUUAGUUGAAGACGGUGAUGUUCGAUAUAAAAUCACUGACAUUAUAGGCGUUACUGACGGACUUGGUGUAGAGUCUUUGAAAGGUUCAGGAUUAAUAGCUGGUGCAACUUCGCGUGCAUACGAAGAUAUAUUUACUAUUACCCUCGUUACUUGCCGUUCGGUUGGCAUCGGAGCAUAUUUAGUCCGACUUGGACAGCGAACAAUCCAGAAUGAAGGACAACCAAUUAUACUUACAGGUGCAUCAGCUUUAAAUAAGGUGCUUGGUAGAGAAGUUUACACAUCGAAUCUACAGCUUGGAGGUACACAAAUUAUGUACAGAAAUGGUGUAUCUCAUAUUACUGCUCAGAAUGAUUUGGAAGGCAUUACAAAGAUUGUUCAAUGGCUCUCUUAUAUACCGGCAUCUAAAAGUUUACCUGUGCCCAUAUUUCCCAAUUCUGAUACUUGGGACCGAGAGAUUGAUUAUAUGCCACCUAAAGGGCCGUACGACCCUCGUUGGUUAAUUACUGGAAAAUCCGAAUCGGAUAAAUGGAUUAGUGGAUUUUUUGACCGUAAUUCAUUCGUAGAAACGCUUGGUAAUUGGGCUAAAACAGUUGUUGUUGGUCGUGCGCGCCUUGGAGGAGUCCCUAUGGGUGUAAUUGCGGUUGAAACACGUGUAGUAGAACAUAUAGUUCCCGCUGAUCCUGCUAAUUCCGAAUCUCAACAGCAAGUAAUGAAAGAAGCAGGUCAAGUUUGGUAUCCAAAUUCAGCCUAUAAAACUGCACAAGCUAUUAAUGAUUUUAACAAAGGUGAACAGUUACCUUUAAUGAUUUUUGCAAACUGGCGUGGAUUUUCUGGUGGUCAACGUGAUAUGUUCUUAGAAAUUUUGAAGUAUGGUUCAUAUAUUGUCGACGCACUCACAAAUUACAAACAACCCGUUUUUGUCUAUAUUGUACCAAACGGAGAGCUUCGUGGAGGUGCGUGGGUAGUAGUAGACCCAUCAAUUAAUGAAGACAUGAUGGAAAUGUAUGCUGAUGCAAAAUCAAGAGCUGGUGUUCUCGAACCUGAGGGAAUUGUUGAGAUCAAAUAUCGAAAACCUCAACUACUUGCUACAAUGGAACGUUUAGAUGAAACAUAUCGUAAUCUUAAAAAAUCGUUAGAAGACCCUUCAAAAACUGAGAUGGAAAAAUCUGAAAUUAAGAUGCUUUUGGAGGCUCGAGAAAAUGAAUUACUUCCUGUUUAUUCUCAAAUUGCUUUACAAUUUGCAGAUUUACACGAUACACCUGGUAGAAUGAAGGCUAAAAAUACAAUUAGGAAAGUUUUGGAAUGGCGAGAAGCUAGAAGAUUUUUCUAUUGGCGUGUGAGAAGACGGUUACAUGAAGAAUAUAUAUUUAAAAAAUUGAGUGCUGCUAAUCCUAAUCUUACAAAGGCCCAAAUGAAAGGUUACUUAGCUACAUGGUUUUACGAUGAUGUCGGAGAAGAAUUAGAUUGGGAGGAAUCAGAUGUUGAAAUUGUGUAUUGGUUCGAUAAAAUGCUUAGCAGUUUAGAAACAAAUACCCAUAAUAAUAAUAUUGACGACGAAUAUAAAGAUACUGAUGGUGAAACAUCUAGUAAAUCGUUGUCAUCAAUUGAAUCGCGAAUUGAAAGUAUAAGAAACGAAGCAAUAGCUCAACAAAUAUUUGAAUUAGGAAAGACCAAUAUACAGGCCGUUUUAGAUGGAAUAUCUUCAUUAUUAGAACAUUUAGAUCCAGAAGAAAAAACGAAUAUCUUAAAACAAUUAGCUGGUACUUUAUAA
Racocetra persica is the source of this 3188-nucleotide messenger RNA. NCBI's taxonomy places the organism in Eukaryota, Fungi, Glomeromycota, Glomeromycetes, Diversisporales, Gigasporaceae. The record is from the annotation of a GenBank genome assembly.